AUGCAAGGUUGUUGUCCAGAGAUCGUAAAACCAAAUCCCUUCAUUCCACGUAAUACCUCGACUGCUCUUACACCGUAAUUCACUCGCUUUUUUUUCUUUCUGUUUUGGUGCAUUCUUAGAUUUUCUUUUCAUCAAUUUCCAUAUAAGUUUCAACUUAUACUUCUGAAUUGUCAGUCGAGAUUAAUCAUUCAGCUAACACUUUCACGUUCCAAAAAAAAACUCUCGAAUCAUUUUGCUUUAAAUUCUAUUUACACCAGUUCCUUCAACCGAUUUCCGAAGAAUAAGCGAAACGCAUGAAAGUCGAAUGAUUUUUUAUCGCACGACCGACUCAGUAGAUCAUCUAUAAUCCAUACCUAUUUGAAAUUAGUUUUCGACCGUUUAUGCUGCAGUUCUUGACGGCGUUCUUUCUGCGCUUUUGCACCUCUUUCUCUCACACUAUUAUGUACUAUAUGACCAAACUUCAAAACACGAUUUUUUAAAAUAUUUUCACUUUUUGCAUAUCUUUUUAUCUUUAUUAUUAUCAUCAGAACGCACACUAAUAUUUAUUUCGUGCAUCUAAAUGCACGAACCAUAUAAAAUAUUUUGGCAAUCUGAUUAUUCUUUUUCUUUUACUUCUAUCCUUUCACUCCCUCCACUUUUCUUUCAUUUACAUCAUUGUUUGUACCUAUAUCCAUCGAUCCAUACACUUCCGGUAUACAAAAUAUAUAUUCUAUUGAAAAUUUUUAAAUAAAGCACUUUCUUUCUUCGUAGAGAAUCCCAUCCUUAUACGACAAGAAUUCUGUUAAUUUUAAAAAUCUUGUAUGCCUAUUUCAUGUCAUUCCUUUUCCAUUUUGUAUUUCGAUAAUAAAAAUAAAAAAAAAACAUUGUACAUCGUGAAAUAAAUUUCUUUAUUAUUUUUUUUUUUCUUAGACUCGAUUUUAUCUCACUGUGUAUAAUUUCUGUUCCAUUUACUUGCUCGUAUUUUUGAAAAAUGCACGUAAACUAAAUUACAUAUUACGAUAUUAUUUAAAACAUUCACUUCAUGAAAUCCUAUUGGAAUGUUGUAUAAAAACUUAUAUUAAUUUUAACAAUUCUAUAUUUUUCUUUUUAUUCAAUUUCACAAUUAUAAUAUAGUUUCGAUUCCGAAAAUAACUAUAUUUUACGUGCGAGUUUUGAAAGAUUAAAAAAAAUAUUUCUGAUUAUAAAUAUCAAAUGUCAAUGGCCUGUGAUUUCAAAUGUAUGAAUUCAUUAAGAAAUUUUUUUUUUAACAAAACAUUGAAUCUUAAAUUGUAUAUAUAGUACGUGAGUACAAAAUUUCAUAACCUCCAAAUUCGAAUGUAUUUCUUAACAGUAUAUGCCUACAGUACAUGUGCAUUGUGAAGCCAAUUUUGUUUUUAAAAGUUUUAAAUAAAUUUUAGAUCGUUGUAAUUUGCAAUUGAAAUAAUAAUUUUUUUAUGCUUAUUAACUUGAAAUAUUAAUUACUUUUAAAUAAAAAUAAUAUUUUAAAAAUAAUAUUUUAUAAAAAGUGACUGCGAAUGUUACAGAUAUUAGGUUAGUGAAAGGGUAUCAUCAUGAAAUUUGACGAAUGGACCGUAGUACCAAAUACAGUUGCUGACAGAAUGAUAGAUUCCUCUUUGACCCAUAAAUUUGUACCAUCUAGAAAAUUACCCCGCAGAAAUAAAGCUAUGAAUGUUGUGAUUAAACAGCUUCAAAGCUUAAAAUCGUACAGGCAAUAUGUUGAAAUAAAGACUUCAAUUCUUCGAUGUUUGACAGAUAAUAGUGAAACUGAAGAUAAUAUUAGUUUUAGUGAAGAUGACAAUUCUUUAGCCAAUUAUACACGACUAAUAUUUGAAGAAAGAAACAACUAUUUUUAUAAAAAGGAAUCUAAAACUAGUGAAAGCAACAAUGUAAGUUCUAAAAGAAGAUCUACACAAAAAUCUAAACGAAAGUCAUCUAUAACUUUAGGAUGGCAAAAGGUUGUUAAAUCUGAAAACACUCCUUUGACGAGAAAAUCAAAUGCAAAUAAUUUUAUACAUGAUAAUAAUGAUAAUAAUAAUGAAACUUCUUCCGCAAAAAAUAACGUUAAAAAAAAUACACAAAAUAAGAUGAACACACUUACUAAAUAUUUUGUAAACUGUACUAAACAAAAUAUUUCAAAUUUAGAAAACCAAUUGCCCAUAAAAAAUGUAACAAAUGUUGCAACUAUAACACAAAAAGUAACAAACAAUAAUGAUGAAUCAGGACAAUCAAAUUCUUUGUUGAUAAAUGAUAUCAAUGAAGAAUUUCAAUCAGAUGAAAAUCAUUAUAAAAUACUUAACAGUCCUAAUAUUAAAACAUUAAAAGAUUUGCCAGCUUCAUUAGAUAAUUUGAAUGAAAUUCAAAAUAUUAAUGAAAAUAUACCUUUUAAUCAAAAUUGUCCUAAUCAGAUGAAACAAAAUUCCGAUAUUACAGAAAUAAUUAUGAAUGAGACUUUAAGUAUUGGUAAUACAUACCAACUAAAAGACUCUGGUAUUGAUGAAGAUACAGAAGAAGAAUUUUUAGAAAAUGGAAAGACUCAUAGAAUAUCUAAUAAUGACUCUAACAAGACUCAAGACAAAGAACAAGAUAUAUCAAGUAUUACUUCUGUACUAAAUAAUUUGAGAAACAGUGAUAAUGAUCUGAAAUCUGAAACUUACAAUAUGUCAGACAAAAAAGAAUAUUUUCAAGAUACAACAUCACUUACAAUUGAAAAUAUAAAUGUGAAGGAAAAAAUGCAAACAAAAAAACCACAAUCCAUAGUUACUCAUACAGAAAUUGUUAACAGAAAGUAUAAAAUAGUACCCCCUAUAUCUGUAUUUACUAAAGAUACAAAACCAGAAGAAUUAAGCACAAACAAUUCUUGUGAUGAAAAAGUUGAAAUAGAAGAAACUAAGCAGACAGAAGAUGAUAUUUUUCAUUCAACUGAAAAUCAAUUAUCACAAUUUGGAAGAUUAAAUUUAACAGUAGAUAGUGAGUCUAGUACUGUAGAUAGUGACUUUAAUGUUGAAAAUAUGAUAGAUAAGUUAUACAAAAGAUCUGUAAGAGAUUCAUCUCCAGAUAUUGAACUAUCAUUUCCUACUAAUAAAUCUGCUCAAUAUAAAUUGGAUUUAAACUAUGUAACAAAUUGUGUUUUUGAUAAAACAAAGAAUAUAAAAAAAUCAAAUGAAAAGAAUUUGGAACUUGGAAGUAUGAUGCAGUCUGUAGAUAAGAAGUCAACAUGUGGUAGACCAUAUAAUUUACAGGAAUUUGUAAAAAAGGAAAACUUAAUGCCUCAAACAACAGAACCUUCUUUUACAUUCAAAGAUAUAGAAGAAGAAGAACAACAAGCUUUCAUUACAAUUCCACGUUCGAUACUUGAAAAUAAGUUAGUAGGAAAUAAAAUAGUUUUAACAGAAAAAACAUUAAAGCUUGGAAAAGAAAAAUAUAAAAUCAAGUACAAAAAUAAAGAUAACAUAUCUUCUAUAUUUGGUACAAAGGAUUCAAAAAUACUUUACAGAAUAAUAAACAUUAAACCAAUAGCAAGUGUUGUGACACAAGGAAAAAUUACAAAAGCUAAUGAAAUCAAAGAUGAUAUAAUCUCAAAGAGGCAAAAUUUUAAGAAAAAAAUCAAGAAAAAACAUUUAAACAUUGAUGAAUAAAAUAUCAUAUAAAUAACUCAUAAGUAAGAAAUCAUGCAUUUGUAAAACUUGAUCAAGGAAUUUAUCUAUUAGUAAUACAAAUAUUGGAUAAUAGCAAUAGAUAAUUCUACAAUUAUCAAUCUAAUAAUAAUUGAAUAAUUUUACAAUUUUAAUAUGUUCAUGUUUAUAUUGUGUCAAAGAUUUACUUUUAUAUAUGAAAUAUUUUUUUUAUGGAUUACUAACAGAAUUAAAAAAAAUAUCAACAAAUUUCAGCAUUAUAUUUUUAUUCAA
Heterotrigona itama is the source of this 3905-nucleotide messenger RNA. The record is from the annotation of a GenBank genome assembly. Lineage: Eukaryota; Metazoa; Arthropoda; Insecta; Hymenoptera; Apidae.